AAGUUUUUAUCCAAAACUCAGGCACCCACAAGACUACGAAGAGUGCUUAGAAAAAACUCAGGCCGGAAACGAGUGUGAAAGGAAGCCUCGCCGGAAAAUUCAAAGCCAUGGCGGAGAACCAGACGACCAGACACCAGGAAGUUGGCCACAAAAGCCUCUUGCAAAGUGAUGCUCUUUAUCAGUAUAUUCUUGAAACUAGCGUGUACCCCAGAGAACCAGAAGCCAUGAAGGAGCUUAGAGAAGUCACUGCUAAGCAUCCCUGGAAUCUUAUGACAACCUCGGCCGAUGAAGGGCAGUUCUUGAGCAUGCUUCUCAAGUUGAUCAAUGCCAAGAACACCAUGGAGAUCGGCGUUUACACCGGUUACUCUCUCCUAGCCACCGCUCUUGCCCUUCCUGAUGACGGAAAGAUAUUGGCAAUGGACAUCAACAGAGAAAACUAUGAAUUGGGUCUGCCGGUGAUAGAAAAGGCAGGAGUUGCCCACAAAAUUGACUUCAGAGAAGGUCCAGCAUUGCCCAUUCUUGAUCAACUCGUUGAAGAUCCAAAGAAGCAUGGCACAUACGACUUCAUAUUUGUGGAUGCUGACAAGGACAACUACCUCAACUACCACAAGAGGUUGAUUGAUCUGGUUAAGGUUGGGGGUGUGAUCGGCUACGACAACACUCUGUGGAACGGUUCCGUGGUGGCCCCACCCGAUGCUCCCAUGAGGAAGUACAUCAAGUACUACAGGGAUUUCGUGUUGGAGCUUAACAAAGCCUUGGCCGUUGAUCCCAGGAUCGAGAUCUGCAUGCUCCCUGUAGGCGAUGGGAUUACCCUGUGCCGCCGCAUCAGCUAAUCACACAAAAUCAAAAAAAA
Messenger RNA from Ipomoea nil (Japanese morning glory), 853 nucleotides. Its product is annotated as caffeoyl-CoA O-methyltransferase 5. Gene Ontology annotation, molecular function: S-adenosylmethionine-dependent methyltransferase activity; O-methyltransferase activity. The record is from RefSeq and is a predicted model, not a curated record. The coding region runs from base 108 to 833 and encodes 241 amino acids. The transcript is spliced from 5 exons. Lineage: Eukaryota; Viridiplantae; Streptophyta; Magnoliopsida; Solanales; Convolvulaceae.